Molecule: messenger RNA, 585 nt
Organism: Rhodotorula graminis WP1
Lineage: Eukaryota; Fungi; Basidiomycota; Microbotryomycetes; Sporidiobolales; Sporidiobolaceae
Exons: 4
Coding region: 1-585 (194 amino acids)
Biological process (GO): small GTPase-mediated signal transduction
Cellular component (GO): plasma membrane
Molecular function (GO): GTP binding; GTPase activity; GDP binding
Source: RefSeq, a predicted model, not a curated record
AUGACCACUCCGUCCGGCAAGCUUAUCGGUCCCAAGCAGCGCAAGGUGGCGCUCCUCGGCUCGCGGUCUGUCGGCAAGUCGUCGCUCACGGUGCAGUUUGUCGACCAGCACUUUGUCGACAGCUACUACCCGACCAUCGAGAACACGUUCACCAAGCCCGUCAAGUACAAGGGCCAGGACUUCCAGCUCGACAUUGUCGACACGGCCGGUCAGGACGAGUUCUCGAUCCUGUCGUCCCGUCACGCCGUCGGCCUGCACGGCUGGAUCCUCGUCUACUCGGUCUCGUCGCGGUCGUCGUUCGAGAUGUGCUCCAUCAUCCGCGAAAAGAUCCUCAACUACACCGGCCGCGACUCGGUCCCGAUGGUCCUCGUCGGCAACAAGUCGGACCUCGCCGUGCAGAGGCAAGUGACGCGCGAGGAAGGGCAAGCGCUCGCCCAGUCGUGGGGCAAGACAGUCUUCCUCGAGUCGUCGGCGCGCACCAACGAGAACGUGUCGCGCGUGUUUGACGCCGUCGUCGCCGAGAUCGAGAAGGACCUCAACCCCGAGCCGGAAAAGCCCGAGAAGGGCGGGUGCGCCCUCAUGUGA